UGGAGCAGGGACUCGCGUGCUCUCCCAGGGCAGGUGGAUCUGGGGUCUGGGGCCGGGGGUCGGGGGCGCCUGGAGCAGGGACUCGCGUGCUCUCCCGGGGCAGCUGGAGACACAGAGGCUGGGUGCCGGUCCCACCGGCGGUAGCAGCUGAGCAGCAAGAUUUCAAAAUGUCAGAAAUUCUCCGAGAGCUGUUGCGAGUCUCUGAAAAAGCCGCCAACAUCGCCCGGGCUUGUAGGCAGCAGGAAGCCCUCUUCCAGCUGCUGAUAGAAGAGAAGAGAGGGGGAGAGAAGAACAAGAAGUUUGCAGUCGACUUCAAGACCCUGGCGGACGUGCUGGUCCAGGAAGUUAUAAAACAGAAUAUGGAGAACAAGUUUCCAGGCUUGGGAGACAAAGUUUUUGGAGAAGAGUCUAAUGAGUUUACUAAUGAAUUGGGGGAAAAGGUGAUCCUAAGACUGUGUGCAACAGAGGAAGAAACAGUGGAGCUUCUUAGCAAAGUCCUUAAUGGUAACAAGUUGGCGUCAGAAGCAUUAGCCAGUGUUGUUCAUCAAGAUGUUACCCUUUCGGACCCAACACUGGAUUCUGUAGAGGUCAGCAUCCCACAGGACAUUCUGGGAAUCUGGGUGGAUCCCAUAGAUUCCACUUACCAAUAUAUAAAAGGUUCUGCCGACACCAAAUCCAACCAAGGCAUCUUCCCCAGCGGACUGCAGUGUGUCACCAUUUUAAUUGGUGUCUAUGACACACAGACAGGGGAGCCCUUGAUGGGAGUCAUCAACCAGCCUUUCACAUCACAAGACUCAAGCACACGCAGAUGGAAAGGCCAGUACUAUUGGGGCCUUUCUUAUAUGGGAACCAACGUCCACUCCCUUCAGUCCCCUGCCUCUAAGAGGAAUGGCAGUGAGACGCAGAGCAACCCGACGGAGGCCGCCUCCCCCCAUCAGUUUUCAGCUGUCAUCAGCACCAGUGAGAAGGAGACCAUCAAGGCGGCACUGUCCCAGGUGUGUGGAGACCGCAUAUUCCGGGCCGCUGGGGCCGGUUACAAAAGCCUGUGUGUCAUCCAGGGCCUGGUCGACGUUUACAUCUUCUCCGAAGACACCACGUUCAAGUGGGACUCCUGUGCGGCUCACGCCAUCCUGCGGGCCAUGGGAGGGGGCAUGGUGGACCUGAGCGAGUGCUUGUCGAGGCCCGCAGAAGCCGGGCGAGGCUUGCCACAGCUGGCCUACCACGUGGAGAACGAGGGUGCUGCCGGUGUGGAUAAGUGGGCCAACAAGGGAGGGCUGGUGGCCUACCGGUCCGGGAAACAGCUGGAGACAUUCCUGAGCCUGCUCAUCCAGAGCCUCCUCGCCCCGGCGGAGACGCAGACAUAGCCAGACACAGAGCUGCGAAGCCACUCUCCGCGUCUCUUUGGGGGGUAGUCUCUGCUCAACAUUCAUCCAUCUCUUUUGAGGACCUUUUUUUUUUUUCCCAUUGUGUUCCUGAUGUUAAUCUCGACAAAUAAAUGGCAUUCUUACAAUAACGA
This is a messenger RNA of Erinaceus europaeus (western European hedgehog), 1516 nucleotides long. RefSeq names its product inositol polyphosphate-1-phosphatase (gene INPP1). Bases 168 to 1364 code for a protein of 398 amino acids. Gene Ontology annotation, biological process: phosphatidylinositol phosphate biosynthetic process. Lineage: Eukaryota; Metazoa; Chordata; Mammalia; Eulipotyphla; Erinaceidae. The record is from RefSeq and is a predicted model, not a curated record. Gene Ontology annotation, molecular function: inositol-1,4-bisphosphate 1-phosphatase activity. The transcript is spliced from 6 exons.